Elaeis guineensis (African oil palm) is the source of this 1157-nucleotide messenger RNA. The record is from RefSeq and is a predicted model, not a curated record. NCBI's taxonomy places the organism in Eukaryota, Viridiplantae, Streptophyta, Magnoliopsida, Arecales, Arecaceae.
CGAAUGCAAGGCCCUCUCUUCCUUUGAGAUGACACUUGAAUAAAUUUAACUCCCCACCUUUUCCUCCAUUACCUUCCAAACCACCACUUUCUAUACCAAACCUUAAAGAACACACUCUCCACCUACCUUCAGUAAUGGAGACACCAAAAUUGAUGUCAUUACUUCGGCACACCGCCGAAGGCCGUCGAACCAAGAUGGGCGGCAGGGGGAUAUUUCGGAUGCUCAAACUGUUUCCCAUGCUCACAUCCGGCUGCAAGAUGGUUGCCCUCUUAGGCCGGCCAAGCAAAAGAUCACUACUCUCUGACAAAGCUACAACCAUCACAUUAUUUGGAUACAGGAAAGGAAGGGUGAGCUUGGCCAUACAAGAAGACCCCAUGUCUCCACCCACCUUUCUUAUAGAGCUCCCCAUGCUCACAAGCUCUCUCCACAAAGAAAUGGCAUCUGGAUUGGUGAAGAUUGCGCUUGAGAGCGAGACAAGGACUCAAAAGAAGAAGCUCAUCGAGGAAUACCUUUGGGCUGUUUACUGCAAUGGCCGGAAGUCGGGUUAUUCGAUAAGGAGGAAGCAGAUCUCCGACGACGAGGGACAUGUCAUGCAAAUUCUGAGGGGUGUCUCCAUGGGUGCAGGCGUUUUGCCAUGCGACAAGGAGACGAAGGAGGGGGAGAUGACAUACUUGAGAGCUCGGUUCGAGAGGGUGGUGGGAUCGAAGGACUCGGAAGCUUUGUAUAUGAUCAACCCCGACGGCGCCGGCGGGCCGGAGUUGAGCAUCUUUCUUGUGAGGGUGAAGUAAAUUAUGUUUGGACUCUAUGCUUCUUGUGCCAUAUACUCUCCCGGUAUAUAUAUGAACUUUGAUAAGUUCUCAUUUGUCAUUGAUAUUGCAGUGGUGGUGGGAAUUGUUGAGAGCAAGUAGAAAAUACUUCUUUUUUCCAAUGAUAUGAUGAUUUUACUUAAAAGGCAGUUUGUGAUCAAACUGAUAGGAGUCUGCAGAGAAGUUAGGCAUGGUAAGGUUAGUCCUCUGUGCAUCCAUGAUCUGAAGGCAAUUUCAGUUCCUAGUGUGUUAUAGGUUUUGUAUCUUUCAUAUAUGCAUGUGCGGAAGUACCUUCUUGCACUGAAAUUUUGAUUUUCUUCAGAAAAUUAAUGCUGUACCACCUGAGCUAUG